AGUAGGGAACAGGGGUAGCGUGGGACAAAAAAAAUGGCCGAUGUGCAUUCACCAGAACCCCAGAGACACCAGGUAGAGUCGCUCAGCUGCUUGGAAGAUGACCCGAGGGAUAUGGCAGAGAAACACGAGGAAGGGUGUUCAUCGAGUCCGCCUGGUUUUGCCGUCGGUCAUGACGACAGUAGUAACAAGAACGAACGCAAUUCUGAAAGUAAAGUAUCUGGUGAUGGUGUGGCAGGGUUGCGCGGUAGUCAGACUGAAAUUAGCAUUGCCCACCAGACAAAUAAUGCUACAAUGGUACCCAAUCUUGUGAUUGACUUAACAGCGUCCGAACAUGAGGCCCACACGCACCCCGUCGUUUCCUGUGAUAACCAGCGGGAAUUUGAAUGGUCCGAGGCGGAGGAAGAGUCGGAACUACACAGAGAUGCAGUGGAGUACGAUGAGAACAACGUGCCAGAGAUGGGGGUGGACGUCUCACCCAAACUAAUUGACAAUGGAGUGGAAUCAAGCCCUGGAGGGGAGGAGGUGGAAGCUGCAAAGCCUUCUUCGCCAUCCCAGGACAGGGAGAAAAAGGUAAAGGGCACGGACAAGGAACUGGGAGAGAAGGAGGGAGGGACGGCGAAAGCCGAGGCGCCGGUGAAACAGAAGAAGAGCCGGCUGAUAUGCCGGGAGUGCGGCAAGCUGUUUACGCGCCGCGAGACGUUCAACCUGCACCGGCACUUCCACACGCACCAGGACGAGCUGGCCUCCCUCACCUGCAAGGAGUGCGGCCUCACCUUCCAGCACCGCAGCAGCCUGAUCAAGCACCGCAGCGAGCACAAAGAGAAGAGCGCGCCCGUCGUUUUGGAGAAGAGGGUCCACGGCAGGGAAGGGAGGAGCCUGCAGUGCGCGCACUGCGGGGAGACGUUCCGCACGCUGGUCAAGCUGAGGUGCCACGCUUGCCGGCUGGCCCCGGAGAAGCCCUACCGCUGCCCGCUGUGCCGCAGGGAGUUCCAGUACAAGGUGUCGAUCAACGCCCACAUGCAGACGCACUCCCUGGAGAGUCCCUUCCGCUGCCAGGAGUGCAACAAGGGCUUCCAGUGCGCCAAGACCCUCCGCGUGCACCAGCGGUCCCAUGCCGCCCUCAAGCCCUUCGAAUGCCCCGAAUGCGGCCUGGUCUUCCGCCAUCGCUCCAUCAUGGAGGACCACCGGCGCAAGCACUCGGCGGGGGGGCGGCCCCACCAGUGCGGCAUCUGCGGCAAGCGGUUCAAGUUCAGCAGCCUCCUGCACCAGCACCAGUUCCUGCACACGGGACAGAAGCCCUUCCAGUGCCCUGACUGCGGCAAGAAGUUCGCCUUCGCGCAGAACAUGCGGGCGCAUUGGCGGCAGCACCGCAAGCUGGUGCACGCCUGUCCGCGCUGCCCCGUCACUUUCCCGGACCAGAGCAGCCUGAAGGUGCACAUGCAGAGCCAUCGGGCUUCAGAGGAGGGCCUGGCAGGGGCGGUCCAAGUGAACGCAGAUAGCGGCAAGGUUCGGGAACGGUCCCACACUUGUCCCCUCUGCCCCCUCGUCUUGCCUGACCUGGCCGGCCUAAAGGCGCACAUACUGGUCCACGAGGCGGAGGAGAGGUUUGGAGGGUCGGAGAGGGUAAGCAUGAACAAUGGUGAAAGUCAAGAGCGCCCUCUCACCUGCCCCCACUGUCCCCUGGUCUUGCCUGACCGGAACAGCCUGCAGGCUCACGUUGUGAUCCAUGAGGUACCAACGGAGGAAGACGGUGUGGUGCUGAGGGUAGGUCGAAAGCCAGGCCCCAAAAACGUACAGGAAGUACCCGGGGGAGGGUUGAGCGGGGACCAUGCAAACCGCAAGCCCCUGAAGUGCCCAGAGUGCGGCAAGACCUUCCGGCACCGUUCCGUUCUGGAGCUGCACAUGCGCAUUCACUCCAGAGACAAGCCCUUCCAGUGCAAAGUGUGCGGGAAAUCCUUCAAAUUCAGCAGCUACCUGCAACAGCAUCUGAUCAUCCACACGGGCCAGAAGCCCUUCAAGUGCCCGGACUGCGGCAAGGACUUUGCCUUCCUCCAGAACAUGAAGACCCACCAGAGGCUGCACCAGCAGAAGCCAUAUCGCUGCACCCAGUGCCGCAAGGGCUACAGUGAGGAGAGCGAGCUCCAGCGCCACAUGGUCUCCCACACCGGUGACAAGCCGCACAAGUGCCAGCUGUGCAACAAGAGCUUCGGGCUGGCCUACCUGCUGCGUGACCACCUCAACACCCACACUGGGGAGCGGCCCCACCGCUGCCUGGAGUGCAACAAGUCCUUCCCCUGGCUGAGCAGCCUGCUGGUGCACCAGAAGAUCCACGCCCGCAAACGGCAGGGGCUCAGCCAGCCUCUCUCCCUCCCGAUGGCGGCCCAGAGGGGCAGGGGUCGGGCCAGGGGCGGCAGGGGCCGGAGAGGGGGUAGGUGGGCAUCUGCCUGGCCCAGGUGGGGUGGAGGUGAGGGCGCGGGUAUGCCGCCUUCGCCGUCUUAUCCGGUUGCCGUGGCGAGAGAGCCAGAGUGGCCGGGAAGGCUGGCUCAGCAGCCGCCCGCGAUCUACGCCUCACAGUUCAAUUUCCAAGAGCAGUGGCAGCAGCACCAGACACAGCAGCAGUGGAGGUCACAGGUUUUGGUCCAGCAGCAGCAGCAGCAGCAGCAACAACAACAACAACAACAGCAGCAGCAGCAGCAGCAACAGCAGCAGUGGAGAUCAGAGCAGCAGCACCACCAGCAGCAGCAACAGCAGUGGAGAUCAGAGGUUUUGGUCCAGCAGAAGCAGCAGCAGCAGCCUCUGAGUUGGGCAGAUGUGCCCACGUCAACCCAGGUGGGCCGGGCCAGCAUUCAGUACGGUUCCCCUCUCCCUCCGCAUGUGGACGUUGCCAGCUUGUGGGGCUUCCAAACAACUGCGUCUGUACCCCGCACCCUGAGCUCGCCUGCAAAAUCUGGGGAGGGACUUGAGCAGAAGCAGCAGCAGGCGCCCGCGCUGGGCUGGGCGGAUGGAGCCUCGGCAGUGCCGAUGGGCGUGGUUCAGCGGGAGUCCUCCCGUUCCCACAUUGGCAACGGGCCUGCCGUGUGGGGCUUCCAGACACCCCCGUCUGUGCCCCAGACCGUCGGUCACCCAAAAAAACCCGGGAACGGGCAGGACCAGCAGCAGUCUGCAGUGUGGACUAGUGCGCCCGCUCCAGCGAAGAUGGUCCCGAGUUCGGUCCAGUACGAGGAGGCCCAUCCCAGACGAGGGAAUGGAGGUGCUAAGUUUGGAUUUCAGCCUUCUCUAGACGGCCCAAAGGCCCUGAGUUCUCCAAGUAAGUUUGGGGAGGCGCAAGACCAGCAGCAGCAGAAAGCGCAACAGCCAAUGAUGGCUAAUCUCCAAGCCCAACCAGAUCAGACCACCCCUGUUCUCUCACUGCCCCCACCCCCCGCUCCUCCUCCUCCUCCUCCUCCUCAACACCAUGCUUUACCUUCUUCUCCCUCAGUUUCCUUAGCCCUUCCACAGACCCUCUCUUUACCCGCCUUGCAAACCCUCGCUCUCCCUCCCCCUAUUUCUCUGUCUCUUUCUCUUCCCCCUCCUCCUCCUCCUCUUCCUCUUCCUCCUCCUCCUCAGUCCCUGCCCUUACCGCCCACUCAGCCCCACCGUCCCGACGGCAGCGGCACCGGCUCGCUCCCUCCCUCCACCCAGAACAACUACCUCGCGCAGAAGCGCAUGAUUUGCGAGAGGCUGCCCUGCCCCCCGGCCUUGCCGCUGCUGCAGCCUGCGCCGCUGGCCAAAGUGCACCAGGCCGACGGCGGCCGGCCCCUGCCAUUCGCCCGCAACCCCCUCCUCCAGUGCAUGAUCUGCGGACACUCUCUGCCCCGGGAGCUGGACUUGCACUUGCACUACAUGCAGCACGCGCAGGGGGAGAUUUAACGCCCCUACCACCUGCGAAGCUCGCGGGCACGCAUCGAUAAGUAUUGCUUCCUCACUGUAACGGUCAUUUCAACUGCCUCUCUCGUUGUUCUCUCUUUGCUUCAGCCAAAUAAAUAUCGGACACAGGUCGCUCAGCCGUUGUCAAGCUGCUACAGAGUAUCAAGUCCAAAAUGCACUUGGUGGAUUUAUCAGUAAUUUUCACGGAAUUUGUAAAUGCUGGAACAUUGCUGUAACUUUAUUGGUGGGAAGUCAUGCAACCACAAGAAAGCAUGCAGCAUGUGCUAUAGGUUUUAUACCUUAAUGCAUAGAGCUAUAUAGUGUGUGGGCUGGAAAUGUACCUGCAUACAUACGUCGUUUUAAGUGAUAACUUUCAGUGAGAGGACUUCAAAAUCAGUUUUGGCGAUUGGAACUCAGUUUUGAUGCUUGUCAUGUUCAAACUUUUUUUUAAAUUAUUAACAAAUACACUUACAUUGCAUAGGAUUUGUUGAAAUGUCUUCAUUGAACUGGCCUUUGAAAUGAUGUCAAAUGAAGUUUGAUGCCACACAGUUUGGUGCCUGUGGCCUGUAUGCGUUGAGACACGUCAAGUUGUUCGCUAGUCAAUUUUUGGUUUCCUAGGUAUUGUUUUUACUGUUGCUUAUUUAAAAUGCAAUGAUUUUCAGUGUCAUUUAAAUCCAUUCCAUCCAUUGGGCUAUUUUUUUGUCUCAUUUCAGUGGUAAAUUGUCCCCAAUCAAUGCAGCCUUCCAAGAAGCUUGCAUGGGCAGUCUCGUUUUGGAAUAGUAACACCUCAUUGAAUAUUAAUUUUUCUUUCUUUCUUUAAAAAAAAUUUUUUUUAAAGAACAUUUGCAGUGUUGAAUUACAGACGGUGCAUCAUAUUAGGCGGACAAUGCCUUUUAGGGACUGUGAUUGCAGGGGCCAGUGUCUGGAAAGACCUGCUUGUGCUUUACUACUUUAUUUACAAUGAAUAUGUGAUUUCUUUUCAAAGUAUAAAAUAAUUUUGUUUCAGCUGAGCUGUUGCUCCACGAGAAAGUCCGUAACACUGCAAAGUGGCAAACAGUCCACCUCCGAUAUUCAAAAGAACUUUAUACAUAUGUACAUUUUUAGAGAAUUUAUUUGUAAUCUCUUAAAUCAGAAUAUGUGAAGCACCACCAUUUUAGGUUUGGUGUGUGUUAAUGUGUGCUUGAGGAUUCAGAAUUUUGUGUAGAGGCCCGAUUGCAGCGAACAAAUAAUUUUGGUCACUGUUAAUGUAGACCUAAGGCUUAACUCAUUACUCCCAUUGGUACUUAGGAUGCAUCAGAACAGGAGUUUGGUGCAUGCUUGAUUUGUUGUGGUCUUCUGAACAUCUGAUCUCUGUUUUUGAGGCCAUUCAUAAAAUGGGAAUUUCCAAGGAAACAAAGCAGAACGAUUCAGUCUUUAACUUUGACAUUUGAAGAAAUCUGGUCAAUAUACACUAGUGCAGUUAUAUUUAAAAGUUGGUCAUACUAGUAAAUCAUUUAACAAUAUGUUUCUUUUAUAAGUGAGAAUACAGAUAAUACUUUUUAGUACUGUUACUCUGUGGGGGGGGAACAAAACAUCAGUGUUGAUUCUCUGUUGCACAUGGCAUGUGAUGAUAUCUUCUGUCGUGUGUUGCAAUAAAUCUCAAGUGCCUACGAAGGCCUCUGGAUGCAGGAAAAGUACUUGCUGUGGAAGCAAUGCUGUAACAAUCUGUCAUUUUUUAGUUUUCUUGGCCCUGUCCGUUCCAUUACAAAGCGGGCACAAGCAAAACGUUCAGGAAAGUGAAAAGAAAAUAUUCUAAGAUUAUUAAAAAGGUGGAAAUGCAAAGGAAAUAAGUAACUGUCCAAAAUGUACCUUAAUGGUAAAACUGUUCAGUAAAAUGCUUUUGCCAA
This is a messenger RNA of Anguilla anguilla (European eel), 5792 nucleotides long. RefSeq lists its product as uncharacterized. Lineage: Eukaryota; Metazoa; Chordata; Actinopteri; Anguilliformes; Anguillidae. Gene Ontology annotation, biological process: regulation of transcription by RNA polymerase II. The record is from RefSeq and is a predicted model, not a curated record. Gene Ontology annotation, molecular function: RNA polymerase II cis-regulatory region sequence-specific DNA binding; DNA-binding transcription factor activity.